Molecule: messenger RNA, 8222 nt
Organism: Tyto alba (common barn owl)
Lineage: Eukaryota; Metazoa; Chordata; Aves; Strigiformes; Tytonidae
Gene: COL4A1
Product: collagen type IV alpha 1 chain
Exons: 52
Coding region: 233-5242 (1669 amino acids)
Cellular component (GO): basement membrane; collagen trimer
Molecular function (GO): extracellular matrix structural constituent
Source: RefSeq, a predicted model, not a curated record
GCGGGCGAGGUUGCGCCCUCCCAGGGUCCCCGCCCGGGGGGAGGAGAGGGGGCUGCCGCCGCCCAUCGGUUACGGCGCGGAGAGUCCCUCGCCCCCGAGGCAUUACAAGCGCCGCGGCCGCCACGGAGGGGAGAGCCGCGCAUGUGGGGCCGGCCCCGCGGAGCAGCCCCACGCUGAGCCGCCGGCGCCACCGCCGCCCAGGGACCGCGGGCGCGGUGCGGUGCGCGGCAGCAUGCGGCUCUGCCUGGGCUUCGGGCUGCUGCUGAGCGCCGGGCUCAGCGCCGUGUCUGCCGCGGGUUGUUCCGGUUGUGGAAAAUGUGACUGCAGUGGAGUAAAAGGGCAAAAGGGAGAAAGAGGCUUGCCGGGACUACAGGGUGUGAUUGGGUUUCCUGGAAUGCAAGGACCUGAAGGUCCCCCUGGGCCACCAGGGCUUAAGGGUGAUACUGGAGAACCAGGACUGCCAGGAACAAAAGGAACAAGAGGCCCCCCAGGAACAUCAGGCUUUCCAGGAAACCCAGGCCUUCCUGGCAUUCCUGGACAAGAUGGCCCUCCUGGUCCACCUGGCAUUCCAGGAUGUAAUGGCACAAAGGGUGAAAGAGGUCCAGUAGGUCCCCCAGGUUUACCAGGACUGAGUGGGAGCAUAGGACCCCCAGGACCUCCUGGAAUGAAGGGAGAUCCAGGUGAAGUGAUUGGUCUUUUACCUCCUAGUGUGCUAAAAGGUGAUAAAGGCUUUCCUGGCCAACCUGGACUACCUGGUCCACCUGGAACUCCAGGGUUUCAGGGACCAAUGGGUCCACAAGGGCCUCCGGGAGAUCCAGGUCCCCCAGGGCCACCAGGACUCCCAGGUGAGAAGGGCUACAUGGGCUUGGGCUUUCAGGGACCCAAGGGUGAAAAGGGAGAACAAGGGGUAAGAGGCCCUCCAGGCCCGCCAGGACCAGCACCACAUAUGAAAGAAAAAGGGAGUGAAGUCAUAAAGGGAGAAAAGGGCGAUCCAGGUGAAAAGGGUGAACAGGGAGCCCCAGGAUUGCCAGGUUCAGGUUUCCGAGGAGAAAAGGGAGAACCUGGGAAGCCUGGUCCACGUGGAAAGCCUGGAAAAGAUGGUGAACCAGGACCAAAAGGAGAAGCCGGUUUGCCUGGUGGGUUUGGGAUUCCAGGACGACCUGGGGAGCCUGGUGCAAAGGGUGACAAAGGUGAACGAGGUUUUCCAGGGCCUCCAGGAAGACUUAUAGAUCCUGGACCAAUAGAUACCUUUGGUGAAAAAGGAGAGCCUGGAGUUUCAGGUUUGCCUGGACUGAAAGGUCAAAAAGGUGAAAAAGGUUUCCCUGGUAUACAAGGAAUCCCAGGACCUCCAGGUCGACCACUUCCAGACAGGGUAGGAUCACCUGGUGUCCCUGGAGAGAGAGGUGAAAAAGGUGAAAAGGGUUCUCCAGGAUUCCCUUUACCUGGACCCCCUGGAAGAGAUGGUUUCCCAGGUCCCCCAGGGUUGCCUGGCCCACCAGGUCCUCCAGGCAAAACAGAUGGAAUUGAUCAAUGCCAGCAGGGAGAACCUGGUGCACCGGGUAGUCCUGGACUUCCAGGAAGAGAUGGAUUUCCAGGAGAGAUGGGAGAGAAAGGUGACAAAGGUGAAUCCUGUGUCUUAUGUGAUAAAGUAGGACCUCCUGGACUUCCAGGACCACAAGGGCCACCAGGUCCAGCAGGUUUUCCAGGACAAUCAGGCUUGAAGGGUGACAGAGGCUUACCUGGACUUGAUGGCCUUCCAGGGGUACCUGGGCCCCCUGGCACUCCAGGACUUAUGGGCAGCCCAGGGGCAAAAGGAGAACCAGGAGAUUUUUCUUAUGAUUCUAUCCUGAAAGGUGAAAAGGGAGAUCCUGGUUUCCCAGGGCAACCAGGUACUCCUGGAAGAGAAGGAAGACCAGGAAAAGAUGGAUUGCCAGGUCCCCAGGGUCCGAAAGGAGCAUCGGGUACAGCUGGCUUGAAAGGAGAACGUGGUCCCCCUGGCCAACCUGGAUUCCCUGGAGUACGUGGUGAAAGAGGUUUUCCUGGCCCUCCAGGGAUAGGCGCGGCAGGGUUACCUGGUGACAAAGGAGACAGAGGCUUUGCUGGAACCCCAGGUUUACCAGGCCUUCCAGGAGCAAAGGGUGAAGCAGGACGAAGUGUACCACUUCCCGGACCUCCUGGGGCGGAUGGCCUUCCUGGGCCACCUGGUUUCCCUGGACCCCAAGGUGACAAAGGGAAUCCUGGGCUUCCAGGUAGACCUGGCCUGCCAGGAGAAAAAGGAGCUGUUGGGCAGCCUGGUAUAGGGUUCCCUGGACCUCCGGGACCCAAAGGUUUCCAAGGUCAGCCUGGCUCGCCUGGUCUGCCGGGGACUCCGGGAACCCCUGGCCUUGAUGGUUUGCCAGGUGUACCAGGUUUACAAGGUCAAAAAGGUGAACCUGGUGUAGGUCUCCCUGGCCCUAAGGGAUUGCCAGGCCCCCCAGGCCCAGCUGGCAUCCCUGGAGAAAAGGGAAAUCCUGGACUGCCUGGCUUACGUGGGGAGCAAGGCUUUCCGGGCAUACCUGGACAGCAAGGAUUCAGAGGUGACCCCGGCCUCCCAGGACUGCAAGGCUUGCAGGGCCCUCCGGGCGCGCCGGGGCUGGGCCCACAGGGGUCGCCAGGACCCGCUGGGCAGCCAGGACUCCAGGGACCGCCAGGACUUCCUGGAAUAAAAGGAGAAAGGGGCUUCCCUGGUAUUCCAGGUCUAGAUAUGCCAGGACCAAAAGGAGAUAAAGGUAGCCAGGGACAGCCUGGAGUACCAGGGUCUGUGGGAUUACCUGGCCUACCGGGUCCACAGGGGGCUGUUGGACUGAAAGGAUCAGCAGGAGCCAAAGGAGAAAUGGGAGUCAUGGGAACUCCUGGACUGCCAGGAACUCCUGGACCAGUUGGAGAUCGAGGGUUGCCUGGUGAAAAAGGUAGCCAAGGUUUCAAAGGUGUAGUUGGACCACAGGGUGAUCCUGGUGUCAAAGGAGAUAAAGGUGAAGCCGGUCUCCCAGGAAAACCUGGAACAAUGGACACCAUGGACAUGGUUAGUCUCAAAGGCCAAAAGGGAGAUCAAGGAGAAAAAGGGGACCACGGAGCAACAGGAGAAAAAGGGUUACGUGGGGAAUAUGGAGACCCAGGAAUUCCUGGGAAGGAUGGUGAACCUGGUACUCCAGGACAUCCAGGACCAAAAGGUGAUCAGGGCCCCCCAGGAUACCCAGGGGAUCCAGGAAUUCCAGGACAAAAAGGAUCCGUUGGUGAAAUGGGUUUGCCAGGAACACCUGGAGAAAAAGGUCUGCCGGGAGUACCAGGUUCACCAGGCACACCAGGGUUCCCUGGGCAGAAAGGUGAAAAAGGAGACAAAGGAGCACCAGGUUUUCCUGGAAUUGGCUUUCCAGGGUCUCCUGGUGAGAAGGGAGAACCAGGAAGAACGGGUAGUCCAGGAAUAUCUGGAGAUAAGGGUGAAAAGGGUAGUGCAGGAAUUCCUGGAAUGCCGGGUUCCCCAGGUCCCAAAGGAUCCCCUGGCAUGGCAGGAUUUCCAGGGAGCCCCGGCCGCCAUGGAGAAAAGGGUGAAAAAGGACUUCCUGGCUUAAGUGGCAUUCCAGGUUUAAAAGGAGAGCAAGGUGAACCUGGUGUUCCGGGUCCUGCUGGUUCUAUUGGACAGAAGGGUGAACCAGGUUAUGAUGGGAUCCCAGGUGCAGCUGGUGCAAAGGGUGAACAAGGUGUUCCAGGCAGAGGACUUCCAGGAUUUCCUGGUGCAAAGGGAGAUAAAGGUGCGAAAGGUGAAGUGGGUUUUCCAGGAUCCCCAGGAAGUCCGGGGAUCCCAGGCCUGAAAGGAGAACCAGGAUUUGAUGGUCCACCAGGCCCUAAGGGCAGCCAGGGUCUUCCUGGACUCCCAGGAAGUGCAAUUGAGGGCCCUAAAGGAGACAGAGGACCCCAAGGCCAACCUGGCCUUCCAGGUUUACCUGGUCCAACAGGGCCACCAGGACCCCCAGGUCUGAAAGGGGCCAAAGGAGACCAAGGGAGCAAUGGCUGGCCUGGGACUCCUGGAAGUCCAGGAGUCAAAGGUGAUCCAGGUUUCCAGGGUCUACCAGGUAGUCCUGGUUUACCAGGAGAUACUGGUCAAAAGGGUGAUCUGGGACCUCCAGGAGUUCCAGGUGUUCCAGGUCCAAAAGGAUCUCCUGGCUUCCCAGGCCUUAAGGGUGAGCAAGGUGAACAAGGUCUUCCUGGAUCUAAAGGUUUACAGGGCCCACCAGGCCCACCAGGUGCUUUUCAGCUUGUUAAAGGGGAUCCUGGCUUACCUGGCCCUGUAGGACCAGUUGGUCUCAAAGGAUUCCCAGGACUUCCAGGUCCCAAAGGACAGCAAGGGGUGACAGGACCUUCAGGUAUACCUGGACCACCUGGUAGUCCAGGGUUUGAUGGCAAACCUGGGCAAAAAGGAGAAGUUGGUCCUUAUGGACCCCCAGGGCCCAGAGGAUUCCCUGGUCCACCUGGCCCUGAAGGCUUGCCUGGGACUAUGGGCCCACCAGGUGCACCAUCUGUUGCUCAUGGCUUCCUUGUUACCAGACAUAGUCAAACCACUGAAGAACCAUCAUGUCCAUUUGGAACAAGGCUGAUUUACCAUGGCUACUCCUUGCUUUAUGUACAAGGCAAUGAAAGAGCACAUGGCCAAGAUCUGGGCACAGCAGGAAGCUGUCUUCGUAAAUUUAGUACCAUGCCUUUCCUAUUCUGCAAUAUCAACAAUGUAUGUAACUUUGCAUCAAGGAAUGACUAUUCCUACUGGCUGUCCACUCCUGAACCUAUGCCAAUGAGUAUGGCUCCUAUCACUGGUGAUAAUAUCAGACCAUUCAUCAGCAGAUGCUCUGUGUGUGAAGCUCCUGCUAUGGUAAUAGCCGUUCACAGUCAAACAAUUCAAAUACCACCAUGUCCUGAAGGCUGGAGUUCACUUUGGAUUGGUUACUCUUUUGUCAUGCACACCAGUGCUGGUGCAGAGGGCUCUGGCCAGGCCCUGGCGUCUCCUGGUUCCUGCCUAGAGGAGUUUCGCAGCGCUCCCUUCAUUGAAUGCCAUGGCCGGGGCACCUGCAAUUAUUAUGCAAAUGCUUACAGCUUCUGGCUUGCCACUAUAGAGAGGAAUGAGAUGUUCAAGAAACCGACUCCCUCAACUUUGAAAGCAGGGGAUCUGCGCUCAAAUGUUAGCCGUUGUCAAGUCUGUAUGAGAAAAACAUAAUGACUUUUGAAUUUCAACUAAUUUCACACAAUAUGGUGCUAUUCGUUUAACAGCAAUGAAGCCUAGACAUAUAUCAUAUGUACCUCAUUGUUGUCCAAUAUGAAAACAGUAAAGUGCCUUUUAGGAACUUGCAUAACUAACACACACUGCUUUACUGGCCCUGUCCUUGCUGAAGAAGAAAAGAGACAACAAAGAUAAGCUUCAAAUGUUGACAUGCCAAAUGGCACUUUUGAUCAAAAUAUAUGUAUUUUUUAUAUAAAUGCAAUGCACUGAGAGAAUAAAAAGUCAGCAUUUAUCCAGAAAAAAAUGCAAAGGUGCUAGGAGGUAUGCAGUUCUGCCUUAUACUGUUUGACCCCCCUUUCUCAUUCUUGUAUUAUAUAUUUAGAUUCAUUUUUCUUCCCCAGAUAAGUUUGUUGUUACCGUUUCUAGGUGUCUCAAAAUCCCAGACUCUUGGGUAUGUACUUAUUGUUCCUGUACAAAGCAAUACUAAUGUAAAAAAGAGCUUUGGGAUUACAGACUGUGGUUAAGCAACAUGUAACCAUCUUUUCACAACACACAAGUGCCAUCCUGCAAACUUUUGCUUCUGUUCGUAGUCAUUAGUGCUAUUGGUAUUAAUGGGACUACAUCUGGGAGAGAUUGACAAAUUGCCUUCCCAAAUAGGCAAGUAAGAGUUUCUGCUAUGUUGGUACUAUGCAGCUUCUUUAUGCAGUAGAACAAACUUUCCUGUGGAAUAAAGAAUGAUCCAGCAAUGGUCAAGAAAAAAUAUAUAUAUAAAUAUUUUAGUAAUUUAUAUAGAUAUCAACCAUUAGGCAAAUCAAGCUCUGAGUUUAUCAUUUCAAAAAGAAGCUUACAAAAGUUUUCUUCUUUUCAGUGUCAUGAAUUAGGUGUUGAAUGCCAAAAUAUGUUGUGAAAUGUUCAUUUUACAUAGGCCAUUUCAAUGCUGAAGUUGCAGAGACUGAACCCAGGUUAAUAGCUAUUUCUGUUUAUUACAGUAAAUCCUGCUUUGAUCUUAUAGUCUUUAUUCUGUAUUUAAUAUUGUUCAGGGUUUUAAACGCUACUCACACACUGAAUGACUUGAUUUUGAAAAGUAUAAGGCCUUAGUUUUGUUAAUAUUGUGCCAAAAAAAUUCUUCCAAGUGGCCUCAGAAAUAUUUCUAAAGAAUUUCUAUGCAAUGAUACCAUUAUUUGAGCACAUCUGUGUCCAAAAGUGUUUUAUAGACUUAUUACCAUGCAAAUACCAAAAGAUUUUUGCAAAUGCCAAGGCCUUUGUAUAAUUUCUUACAUGUGUAUUUCUUAAGAAUUCAAGUUUGUAAUAAAACUAUUUCUGUAAAAAAACAGAAGAAAAGAAAAAGUUUUUACUAAUUUGUUAUUAGCAUUCAUUUACAGCAAUUAAUUAAUUUUUAAUAAGACACCAAUAAAUGCACAAGCUUGAUGCAAUCCUAGAUUAUUUUUGUUUUGCACAUCUUUCAGAUGUACAAAGCAUCUUCAAAAGGGGAAAAGAGGACGCUAUUGACACCUCUGUUGUUACCUUGAAAGAACCAGUACUGACAGAUGAAGUAUGGGUUAUGCAUCUAUUACUGAAAUAUGUUUGAUGUGAACAUGUUACAGAAAUCUGAUAACUUCAUUUUAGCUCAUGGAAAGCCAUCAAGUUAUACACGUUUUUCACUCUUCCCUUGGAUUUUUCAUGCACAAAUCAGAACUGAAUUAUACAGGAUAAAAAUCAAAAUAUCUCAUGUAAUUUUGCUUAUAAGUGGGCAAUGUGAAUCUUGACUCUGGUUGUCUGAAGAGGAAACGGGCUGUGAUAUCUUUUUCCUUGGCAAAAGCACAUAAUCUGUUAAUAUUUCAUGAAGUUUUCCCAAAUUUGCGAAGAGGCUGCUGCUGCUGCUGUUCUGAACUCACUUUCACUUAAAAUCCUUGAGGACACUGGCUGGACGAAUGACUGAGGGCCCCUGCAUAGAAACUGGCCAUUUCCUUUAGUGCUGAUUCUUAACUCUCAUGGAAAUUUUGACAGAUGAUCGUUUUAUUUGUCAAUGACCAGUCCUCACAAAAGUCCAUUAUCAGCCCAUAAAAUACAAGUCUGGUUAUGUCUGAUCAGCCUGAUGCAGGGUUUUCCAAAGUGGCACUUGUUAUUCCGAAGAAGAGGAGAGGACUAUAGUAGAGUGAUUCCUUGUGGCAUCUAGGAAGAAUUAAGCAGACAUUCAGCCUUCCCUAAUACAGAGGAUCCAAGCUGCUGCUCAGACAUUUUAAUUGCACUCUGCAGUUUAUCUCCUGAUCAGCAGGGGAUUGAAUUUGCUUGGUUUGAAUUGUCUCAGAACUGCCAGACAGUUGAAUUUUAAAAGUUCUGCAUGCAUGAUUAAGUCAAAUCUGCGUAAGAGAACAACUCCUUUUGCUAGUGAAGGGACCACUCACUGCAGCUGGGUGUGUAGUAACCUGUGUUUUCUCAACUAGGAGCAUUUUGGAAACAAGGUCCUUUGAAAAUUUUAAAAAACUGAACUAUGGUUUGAUGUCUUACUUAUCUAGUAGCAAUUAUUUAUUCCAUAACCUCCAGCUCAUAAAAUGACUUAGACCAUUCUCAUGCUAAAGAUGCUAUUUCUGCUUAAGUCAGUGAGUAAACUUUUCGGUGGUUAUUGAAUACCAAUCAGCUCUGUUGAAAAUGAUGUGGAUGCUAGAUUUUGAUGUCCUGGGUGAGGAAGAGCCCAUGUACUAAAGCAGAACAGAAAUGUGAAACUCUUUCUUGCUUUCAAAAAUCUGUAAGUAUCCCAUAUUCAGUCAUUUCUGGCCAGCGUUGUUGCUACAGUACAGUUCAUUGUGUGAACAGGCAACUGAAAACACACCAGUUGUUAAAAUUGUCUUGCGUAAGCUUAAAUUUCAGGAGAAAUCUUUCCUAAAGAAGUACAGCUUGUUUAAAUAGGCCUGACUGUUUUUAAAUGCAGUACUUGAAGAGUAACUUUCAUGACCCAAAUAAAUACAUUUCUAAAACA